Messenger RNA from Tinamus guttatus (white-throated tinamou), 1324 nucleotides. It is a transcript of the gene OTULIN, whose product is annotated as OTU deubiquitinase with linear linkage specificity. The record is from RefSeq and is a predicted model, not a curated record. NCBI's taxonomy places the organism in Eukaryota, Metazoa, Chordata, Aves, Tinamiformes, Tinamidae. Gene Ontology annotation, molecular function: cysteine-type deubiquitinase activity. Gene Ontology annotation, biological process: protein linear deubiquitination; regulation of tumor necrosis factor-mediated signaling pathway; innate immune response. Gene Ontology annotation, cellular component: cytoplasm.
AUGGAUGUGGCGGAAUCGCCUACGACAGAUCAGGAUGCCUAUGGAGACUGUGGAGUAAACUUACCCCCGUCUAGUUAUCUUACAGCAAUGGGGUCGUCUGUGGACAGUGAACAUGAAGUCAAGCAGAGGCAGCAGGAGAUCUGCAUGAAUGAACGAGGAUAUCCUGACAAAACUGAAGUGAAAUCAAAUACAAGAAGGAAUGUGGAAGCAGGGACAGGUAAGACUGUCCCUUGGGAUUCCUGGGUCCCGGAGAGCAGCACGGAGUUGAGAAAGGAAGCCUUUCCUUUGCUGGAAGAGGAUUGGGUUAGAGAUCUUCUAAGCAAAAUGGGCAUACUCAAGUUCAUGGAUGCUGCUGCACCAGCAGUUGCUGAGGACCUGCUGGAUGUCAUUGCAAGUGUGUGCGAAUUUUAUUGCAGUGAGGAGGACAUUUAUCGUGAUGCAGAAGAAAUAGAGAGAGAGAAAAUGUUACUUGUUUGUGAGACUGGCUCUUCAGAACAUAAACUAAGUGUUGCACCUGAAAUGGACAUCAUGGAAUAUUGUGUAAAAGAAUGGAGAGGAAAUACACCAGUAGCAAAAAGGAUGAAAAAGGGAUAUGAAGCAGUUUCUCAAAAAUUUGCAUUCAUAAGGAGAGUACGAGGUGAUAACUACUGUGCUCUCAGGGCAACCCUGUUCCAGGCAUUAAGCCAAGCUACUCAAUUGCCAAGCUGGCUGCAGAGUGCAGACUUUACUAUGCUUCCUGAGAAGUUGUUGAGCAAAUAUGACUGGAUCAAGCAGUGGCAGCUGAAACAAAAACUGGGUAGAAAGAUGGGAGAAAUAAGUGAUGAAAUUAAGGAAUAUUUAAUGCUAUUAAAGAAAAAGUGGAAGAAUAUCAGUGAAAUCAAGGCUGCUAAUGAGAGACAAGAAGCUUGUGAUGAAUUGUUUAAAAACGAAGAGGAAGAGUACAGCCUAUAUGAAGCUCUGAAAUUUUUGAUGCUCAACACAGCCAUUGAGUUGUACAAUGAUGAUAAAAAUGGAAGGAGGGUUCCCGUCUUCUCGUGGUUACUGUUUGCACGGGAUACAUCUAGCAACCCUUGUCAGCUAAUGCAUAAUCACUUGAAUCAAAUUGGUCACAGUGGAGGGCUUGAACAAGUGGAAAUGUUUCUCCUCGCUUAUACUCUGCGGUACACCAUCCAAGUCUAUCGAUUGUAUAAAUAUAAUACUGAUGAAUUCAUCACACUUUAUCCAAAUGACCCGAAGGAAGACUGGCCUGUGGUGACUCUCAUAACUGAGGAUGACAGACAUUAUAAUAUUCCAGUUGGAAUGUGCCAAGAGACUGUGUUGUAAA